AUGAAUGAAGAAGAUCGUCAAGCUCCGUCGCGGCUCUCCAAAGACAUCCAAGCAUCGCACGAAGAAUCAAUCAGGCCCCAAGAACUCACUCAUGAGCGAAUUAUUGAGAAGCGUCUAGUUCAUCGGAUAGAUUUUCAUAUCCUGCCACUGGUGAUCCUGGUCUAUUUGAUGAAUUACAUGGAUAGAAACAACUAUGCCUCAGCAAGGCUUCAAGGUCUUGAGACCGACCUUGGUCUUAAAAGGGACCAGUAUGAAAUUGGCCUUUCAGUUAUGUAUAUCAGCUACAUUCUCGCUCAAGUUCCCUCGAACCUCCUGUUAAACUAUUUCGGCCGCCCUUCCCUCUAUCUCGGUUUCUUCGUUCUCAGCUGGGGUCUGGUUGCAACGUUGAAUUCGCGGCGCACCGACUUUGGGGGCAUAGUUGCCUGCCGUUUUAUGCUUGGUCUUGAUGAACUGAAUCUGCGAAUGAUGAUUUUCUAUUCUGGCUCCUUGAUAUUGGGAGCAUUUGGCAACUUGAUUGCCGCCGGGAUCCUCAAUGGACUAUCAAGGAAGCGAGGGUUAGCUGCUUGGCAAUGGUUGUAUGUGAUUGAGGAUUCUAUCACGAUGUUUUUCGGCAUACUUGUGUUAUUCUUGUUGCCAGACUUUCCUCAGACAUGGCGUCUUCUAACCGAAGAGGAAAAGCUCGUGGCCAACCGUCGGAUGGCUCUUGAUACAGCAGAUGUAGACGUCGAUGAAGAAAGCGCGAUGGCCCAGCUCAAGGGUCUCAAGUUGGCGGUCACCGAUAUCAAGACCUGGAUCCUGGCUUUUACCUACAUGGCUAUUACCGGUGCCGCUGGAUUUCAAAACUUUUUUCCUACAUUAACGGCUACCCUAGACUACAGUCACAUUAUCUCUCUACUACUAGUGGCUCCUCCCUAUGUUUUCAUGAUGUUCUGGAGCUACAUGCAUGGAGCUUUGUCUGACCGGCUGGAGAAGCGAUUCUGGUUUUUUAUGUACCCGAUUCCCCUCACAGUCGCCGGCUUCGUAAUAUUCAUGACAGUGGAUGAAUUUGGUCCCAAAUAUUUCUCAUUCUUUCUUGUCAUUUUUGUCUUUGCCAUGAACAGUACGCUGUUUACCUGGAUCGCGAUCUCAAUCCCUCGCCCUCCUGCUAAAAGGGCCGCGGCUAUUGCGAUCAUUAAUGGUGCCGGCCUUCAAAUUGUUGCCGCAGGGCUUGCUUGGUGGCUGCGAUUUCUUUUGGACCGCGAGAACAAGUUGUUGGAAAUAUUUGAGGAUGAGAAUGCAGCAUUGCCCGGGACGGAAAUAGACAAACUGCGACAGCUGGCCAUUGUUGAAGCUGUUGAUAUUGAUACUGCAACGCAACUCCGAAAGGGAUUCCGAUAUAUAAUAUAG
Messenger RNA from Aspergillus caelatus, 1386 nucleotides. RefSeq names its product major facilitator superfamily domain-containing protein. The transcript has 5 exons. Gene Ontology annotation, cellular component: membrane. Gene Ontology annotation, biological process: transmembrane transport. Gene Ontology annotation, molecular function: transmembrane transporter activity. Lineage: Eukaryota; Fungi; Ascomycota; Eurotiomycetes; Eurotiales; Aspergillaceae. The record is from RefSeq and is a predicted model, not a curated record. The coding region runs from base 1 to 1386 and encodes 461 amino acids.